Molecule: messenger RNA, 1234 nt
Organism: Ostrea edulis (European flat oyster)
Lineage: Eukaryota; Metazoa; Mollusca; Bivalvia; Ostreida; Ostreidae
Product: cell division cycle-associated protein 3-like
Exons: 4
Coding region: 85-603 (172 amino acids)
Source: RefSeq, a predicted model, not a curated record
AUAAAAGUAAAUUUCAUUGGUCAGAGCGGCAACUUCAAAAUAUUGAAGACAACAAACGUUGCAUUGAAAGCUGAAUCUGUCAAAAUGGGAGUAUCUGGCAGUAAAGACCAUUUAGAAGACUCUAGCACACCACCAAAAAUUGGGACACAUCGACGGAUCAUUGAUCAGGAGUUUGAUCCACGUUCACCCUCAACUGGAAUAAUGAGGACACCAAUUGUAGUGGAUAAAACCCCAGAAGGAUUGUUGGACCCACGGUCCCCCACAGAUGGAAUCACCAGAACACCCAUUACUGCACUGACCAGUAAACAAAUUGAGGUUAUGGUCAUUCAGCUGUCACAACCAUCUUUUUCAGAUGCAUCAUCCAGAGUUUCAAAAGGACAUACUAAAGUACCCCAGCCCAAACAGUUGUUUCCACGUAAACAAAUGGUGUCUGGCAACAAAGACAAUACUCGCUCGCCUCUAGCAACCAGGACACUUGACAUGAACUCACCUAGGGUCAUUGUUCAGCAAAAACUGUCCAAGAAUAUCGAGUCUCAGAAAGCAAAGUCUUGUGCACUGGAGGCAGUAACAAGGAGCAUGAACAAGGAAAAUGUGAACAUGUGACACUGACAUCAAAGAAGAUAGGAAUUAUGGGUAUUAUAUGUAUCAAGGUCAAUGCACAAUAAUUAUUGUAUUUUAAGCAGUAACAAUACCUUGUUGAUAUUAAUUGAGCAUAUGAUAAACAGUAGUAAACAUAGACCAUACAUGUGUGCCAUAAGUGUGAUUGGAUUAAGUGUGUAUCAUGUAAAUUAAAUGCAAUAAACAGCUCACACUUUCGUUUUAUCUAUGGCCAGCAUGAAGAAGAUUGAUUUAGAUAGUAAUAGCAUAUAUGUGCAAUUCAAAUCCCUAUAAACUGCAUGCAUUAAAGAGAAUUGUUAAAACUUUGAAGAAUUCAAAGAUAUUGGUCCUUUUCUCUUCAGGAUCAUAUAUAUAAGUUUUAUCACAUUCUAGUCGUAUCAUUGCAAACCUCAUUUCCUAUUUCUUUUCCUUUCAUUUUCAACCUUUUUAGGGCAUAAUGUGUGGAAAAUAACCAUCCCAAUUUGAUUUGUCUGUCAAUGUUUAUAUCAUUUUUUGCCAAAGUAAUCACAAUCAUUACCUUAUUACAUGCACCUACAUGUAUCUACUGUCAUUUCCUUUGUGUUUGUAAAUAGAUGUACGUUGUGAGGCAUGUAAAAUAAAAGAAAGUUGUAUUCUA